CAAUUGCUCGGUGUGUGCCGCUUAUAAACACAGCCAACAACCGACUCCAGGCUUCAUGGGAAGUGCGAAAGUUUGCAGUCGGCCCUUUCAGUGCCUCAGUAUAGACCUGGUUGGACCGCUACCACCCUCAAGGAAACUAAACACUUAUAUAUUGGUAGUAGUAUGUUGUUUUACUAAAUACUGUAUGUUGUUUCCCUUGAGACGUGCAACCGGGGCUGUAAUUUCCCAGAGAUUAGAAGAUCAUGUAUUCAUGAUCCAUGGCAUCCCCCAAACAAUUAUUGCGGAUAAUGCAUCCUACUUCACCGGCGGGGACGUUCAGAAGUUGUUCGCCAACUACAAUAUCCCACAACUACACUACACCCCCGUUUACUGUCCCCAGGUCAACACCGUAGAGCGUUACAACAAGACCCUAGUAACAGCAAUAUCAACGUUCGUUGAAUCGGAUCAUCGCUCGUGGGACGUGAAUAUUUCUCGUAUACAGUUCGCUUUAAAUACCUCAGUCAAUGAAACAACAUCAUAUACUCCGUUCCUGCUCGUGCAUGGACGCCAAGCAGUACCGGAUGGCACAAUUUACGACGACCCCGAGGAGGUCGACGAAAUCGUUUUUUCCCCCCGGGGAGAGUACCUCGACAAGAUUAAGACCCUUAGGGCCAUUUACCCGACCGUGAAGGAAUUAUUACAGAAAGCUCAUGACCGCAACAUCAAGUAUUACAAUGAUAAACGUCGUGAUAUAGAAUUCAACGUCGGAGACGAAGUGUGGAAACGCACCUUCAAGCAGAGCAACGCCGGUAAAUACUUCUCGGCGAAGCUAGCACCCAAAUAUGACAAAUGUCGCGUCAUUCGGAAAAUAUCCCGUUUAGUCUACGAGUUGGAAGAUGAGAAUGGGAAGCGUCUGGGUAAAUGGCACAUAAAAGACUGCAAGCCAAGUUCUGUCCACACCACUUGACUCCUGUAACGAGACGUACCAAUACUCCACAAUCCGGGUAGUCUAUUAUCUUUUGGGAAAGCGCUUUAUUUAUUUAUUUUUUUAUUUUGUUUGUCCAUUGAAGCGACGUUGGCUUCAAUUUUUUUUUUGUUUUCUCUUUGUUUUGUCCCGUAGGCCUAGAUGCGAUUGUUUCCAGCGACGGCCCCGCGGACUCAAUUGAUGCCAAGGGACAAAUCGACGUGCGAUUGUGGGCCGUAAUCCACGUCCUAGGGAAGUCCUUAGAUUCCCUUCUCCUUACACCGUUCGGCUGGUGACACAGCUCGAGGGCGAGCUGGAAUUUUACUCCUUCGUCUUUUGCCUCUGUCGUAAAAUUCUCCUGGUUAGGGGGGUGUGUAAUGGAAAAAUAUUUAGAUAACAAAAUACUUCUAUGAAGCCGGACGGGCGAUUAAAUCUGUGUCUCGAAUAGUGUCGAUGGACUGUCAAGUUGGCAGCGAUUCCGUGUUGCCAGGGAGAUAGGUCUGAAUCCCUUCGAAACCAGUUCGAUCGCCAACUAGUUCUUACCAAAAUAAUUAUUAUCAUUCUCCAUGAACGGGUAGGAAUGUAUAGAUUGUCGAGUCUUCCUUUCCCUUUCUUAAAAAUAUCAUACCGUGCUUGUCCAGCAGCGUUUACCACGCUCUGUUCUAAUUUCCGUAUUUAGAAUUUCACGUCAGUUUUGUUAAAUGCCUUGGGAUUGUAACCCUGGCAACAUCGAAGAGGAGGCACCGAGGGAGAAUGAUUCGGCCAUUUUGGGACUUGGAUUUUCUUCCCCGACCUAGCCGGGCUCGGCUUUAUAUUAAAUAAUUGGGACAACGUUCUCAUCUUUGCCUGCCCUCAGGUGUACCUUGAGGUUAACCCGUUUCCCGAAAGGGCGAACCAGGAGCGUCCUGGGCACUUCGGAGUUGAUAUUCGAUCACUCAUAAACCCCGGCAAGACGAUUUUCCUCCGACAGGUAAGGCGUCGUUCAUAUACUUUUGUCAGAAAUUGUAUGGCGUGCCAUGCGGCCACAUAAAAGUAUCCCGCGUAGCGCUGAAUUCUAUACUGUAAUAUAACCCCAAAGGGUUACGCAUGGAAACCCUUGUUCCUAUGUGAAACGGACUCUCACGUGGCACGGACCACAGAUUCUUGGCGUGACCUGAGCCAGUGGAACUAAUCCCGUACCCGGAAUUUUCCAGGAGGUGUCUACUAGGGGCGCGGCCUUUGGUAGGCCAGAUUCUGUGCCAGUCGACCUGUGCAGCUGGCCCCGCCAGAGUCGGAGCUAUUGGAACCUCCGGCCAUCUGGUCGAGAGAGAGCCGUCGACUGUCGCUACAGUGCAGCUAAGCCUUUCACUACUUUUUCCUAAACUGCGAUUUUGGACUAUUCACCUUUUAGUAUUAACUAUCCAAUAGCGCAAUCGACCAAGUAUCACCAACAAUAAUUAAAACCCGGUUAGAUAAAUAUAAAUUUAGUUUACUAUCAAUAAGUCGUUAAGUAGUGUUUAAGCUCCAAAGUGUAAACUUAACCAGGCCGGCAAUUAAAUUGUACCUGUCCACUA
Molecule: messenger RNA, 2496 nt
Organism: Cydia fagiglandana
Lineage: Eukaryota; Metazoa; Arthropoda; Insecta; Lepidoptera; Tortricidae
Exons: 2
Coding region: 56-946 (296 amino acids)
Biological process (GO): DNA integration
Molecular function (GO): nucleic acid binding
Source: RefSeq, a predicted model, not a curated record